AUGGGCUCUUUUGGUGAAAAUAGUCAUGGUUCGAUUAUUCUACUCUACCAUCCUUGUGCCGAUCAAAACGAGUUACAAAAACUACGCAGAAUUGUUACCAAUUGUCUUUACCGCCAUAUUAUCACGCCCUACAACAAGCUCUCUGCAAUAAGGCCGUUCGCUCUGGUAUCCUGGGGAUCGCUGUUAGAAAUGAAUCAUGUGGACGAGCGUGAGAGUAUCGCCUUCAUAAAG
Molecule: messenger RNA, 231 nt
Organism: Cooperia oncophora
Lineage: Eukaryota; Metazoa; Nematoda; Chromadorea; Rhabditida; Trichostrongylidae
Source: the annotation of a GenBank genome assembly